This is a messenger RNA of Triticum dicoccoides, 1930 nucleotides long. Its product is annotated as transcription initiation factor IIF subunit alpha-like. The record is from RefSeq and is a predicted model, not a curated record. Bases 126 to 1733 code for a protein of 535 amino acids. Gene Ontology annotation, molecular function: TFIIF-class transcription factor complex binding; RNA polymerase II general transcription initiation factor activity; DNA binding. Gene Ontology annotation, cellular component: transcription factor TFIIF complex; nucleus. Lineage: Eukaryota; Viridiplantae; Streptophyta; Magnoliopsida; Poales; Poaceae. Gene Ontology annotation, biological process: transcription initiation at RNA polymerase II promoter; positive regulation of transcription elongation by RNA polymerase II. The transcript has 9 exons.
UGGAAACCCUUCCUCCCCGCGGCCUUGCCCUGCUCCUGCUCGCUCCUCAACUCAAACCUCUUUCAAGCCGACACGCCUCCUCCUCCCCUCCGAAACCCAGCAACCCUACGCAGCGAGCAGCGGCAAUGUGGGGCGCCGCCGACCUGGUGCUGAAGGCGGCGUGCGACGCCUGCGGCAAGGCGUCCGAGCUCUACAGCACCGCCUGCCGCCACGCCACCCUCUGCAACUCCUGCGCCGCCACCAUGGCGCGCUCGCGCGCGCGCUGCAACGUCUGCGCCGCCCCCAUCACCAACGUCAUCCGGGAGUACAAUGUUCGGGUGGAUACCGCCGCGGGGAAGGCCCUUUCCAUAGCCAAAUUCAACACCGGCGUGCCGCCCUUCUCCAAGAUGAAGGGUGCGGGGAACAAGUGGUCUCUUCGUAAGGAUGGCCCGACGCAUGGCCGUCAGCUUACUGCCGAAAUGCGGGAGAAAUACUACAACAGAAAGCCAUGGAUAUUGGAAGAUGAUACAGGUGAACAUCAGUACCAAAGUAAACUUGAGGCAUCACAAUCUGCAACUGCUACAUACUAUCUGCUGAUUAGGCGCGGCAAGGAGUUCGAUGCUGUUCCUGUUGGUUCCUGGUAUAACUUCAGUAAAAUUGCACAGUACAAACAACUGACUUUGGAAGAAGCUGAAGAGAAGAUGAAUAAAAGGAGAAGCAGUGCAACUGGUUAUGAACGAUGGAUGAUGAAGACAGCUACUCAUGGAGCUGCUGCCUUUGGUUCGGAUCUGAAGGAUCUUGGUGAUGCAAAGGGCAAAGCGGCAAAUGGGGUCCAAUCCAAGAAAGAAAGUAGCAAUGAGGAUGGGAAUCACUCUGAUAAAGGCGAGGAGGAUGAAGAAGAGGGAGUUGCAAAGAAAGCUGUGCGCAGACUUUCUACGAGGGGCGUGGAUGAUGAAGAGGAUGGUGGAAAAGAAGACUUUGAUUUGGAGGAUGAGACUGAGAUAGGUGAUGAUUGGGAGCAUGAAGAGACCUUCACUGAUGAUGAUGAGGCUCUGGAUAUUGACCCAGAGGAAAGACCUGACGUAGCUGAUACUGAAAACCCUACUGGACCAGAUAUUAAGCAGGAUGAUGAUGAGAAUGAACAAGGAGCUGGUGGUAGCCUGAGCAAGUCCGGUAAGGAACUAAAAAAGCUGCUCCGCCGUGCUGAUGGACAAAAUGAGUCCGAUGACGAAGACGAUGGAGACACUGAUGAAGAUGAGUCACCAUUGUCAGUACUUGCUCCAAAACUGGAACAUCAAUUCGGAAGCGAACAACAGGAAAAUAACACUGCUAAACUAACAGCAACAGAACUUGCUGUUAGCACUCCACCUGCACCCAGGUCCAAUCAGAAAAGGAAAUCCGGAGGUGAUGGUGCAAAAACUUUGAAUCGUGCAGCGGUAAAAAAGCCAAAGACAGAACCUGAGGCAAAAACAUUAGGUGUCAAGGAAGAGCCACCCUCUUCCGUGGAACCUAUUUCAAAAGCAUCUGCUUCAGCAGGGAGUGGUACAGAUACAUCUGCAAUUACAGAGGAGGAAAUCAUAAGAGUACUUCGUGCAAUUGCUCCUGUCAGAUCACAAGAUUUUGUACCCAGGUUUAAGGCCAGAAUAAGAACUCCAGAGGACAAGAAACAUUUUCAUGACAUUGUCAUGAAAUAUGCAUAUUCGCACAAGACCAACGGCGUCAGCUAUCUUCACCUUCGAAAGGAGUACCAAUGAACAAACAGUUAACGCACUUGUAUAUGCCAUCAUACCCUUUUAGCAUUGCAUGUCAUACUUGCGAAAACUGCUGAAUACGUCCUUGUAACUGGCCGCCCAUUCUUGUCUCUAUUCUUUUGUUUCAGCUUGUAAUGACAAAAGGAUUCGGGAUGGUUGACUUGGUAUUCAAAAUUGAAAUUUUGGCCAUUUAUAUCUUU